Molecule: messenger RNA, 1919 nt
Organism: Cannabis sativa
Lineage: Eukaryota; Viridiplantae; Streptophyta; Magnoliopsida; Rosales; Cannabaceae
Product: beta-1,6-galactosyltransferase GALT29A
Exons: 1
Coding region: 319-1635 (438 amino acids)
Molecular function (GO): sialyltransferase activity
Source: RefSeq, a predicted model, not a curated record
UUCAGCUUUCUCUCUCACUUAUUUAUUUUCCCGGAAAACAAACACACACACUACCCAUUUUCCCAUCUAUUCAUGAUUAAUACAUGUUUGUUAGUAGUACCAUUACCAAAGACCAAGAAAAAACCCAAAGACCAACAAUUCCAACCAUAAUCGAAAAAAUCAAACAAUUUUCUCUUCUUUCCAAUCAUCCCUUACCUUCCAUUCUCAUCAAAGUAUCAAACUUUACCCUCAUUUAAGUCUCAUCUCAACCGCCAUUGUUGUUUCACCAAGAUCUACAAAACCCCACUUCACUAAACUCCUCACUAACCCUUUUCUCUUAUGCCAAAACCUUGUGAAGAAGAAGAAGAUGGAUCUGAUUCAAACACACUCAAAAGCUUCAAGCUUUAUCUCAAAUGGCCAUAUUUAGGCAUACCCAUUAACCCAUUCGCCGGGGAUUUCUUCUCACCGAUGAAGAAUCGUUCAGUUAGACCCCUUUUCUCCAUUUUACUCCUUAUAGUCUUUGCUGCCACUCUAAGCUGUAGAACAGCCUUUCAAGAUAGUACCUUUAGUCUUCUCAUUUCAAUCUCAACUCUACAACCUCCACCGCCGCCGUUGCCGGUGCCGGAGAAAGCUGUUGUCUUUAAUGAAACAUUGUUGAAAUAUGCUUCCAUUGAUAUAUCUGAAGCUCAAUCAAAGAAGGAGAUUGAUCAAUUAUUGGAGGGUGAUUUCAAUAGUCUUGGAAGGUACAAAGCUUUUAACCGUUGGAGAAGAUUUAAUCAUAGAGAUAUUAGAGCUAAAAGAAUCUCAUCAAAUGGGGUUCCUUUAGUUCUCCAUUCACCAAAUUUCUACAGACAUUGGUUGAGUUUCAGAAGGGUUUUACAUGAUUGGGCAAGAAGUAAAAGAUUCCAACCUCAAAUCAUGUCUGAGCUGGUUAAAUUGGUGAAACAACCAAUUGAAAAGGUUCAAUCUUUAAACCGGUAUUCAUCUUGUGCUGUAGUUGGGAAUAGUGGGAUUUUGCUAAAGAGUGAUUAUGGUAAGAUUAUUGAUAGUCAUGAAGUUGUGAUUAGAUUAAACAAUGCUAGAAUUGAAAGCUAUGAAUCCAAAGUUGGGUCUAAAACAAACAUGUCUUUUGUUAAUAGUAACAUUCUUCAUCUAUGUGCUAGAAGAGAGAGUUGUUCUUGUCAUCCUUAUGGAGAAAAUGUUCCUAUAAUUAUGUAUAUUUGUCAACCAUUACAUUUCUUGGAUUACAUUGUUUGUAACUCUUCACAUAAAGCUCCUUUGAUGGUUACAGAUGCUAGUUUUGAUGUGCUUUGUUCUAGGAUUGUUAAGUAUUACUCUUUGAAGCUUUUUUCUGAGAAGAACAAAGGGAAGUCUUUGGAUCAAUGGGCACCAGCACAUGAUGGUGCUUUUUUCCAUUACUCAUCUGGUAUGCAAGCUGUUAUGAUGGCUUUAGGGAUUUGUGAUAAAGUUAGCAUUUUUGGGUUUGGGAAAUCAGAUUUGGCUAAACAUCAUUAUCAUACUAAUCAGAAGGCUGAGCUUCAUUUGCAUGAUUAUGAAGCUGAGUAUUGUUUUUAUCAUGAUUUGGUUAAGAGACCAAAGGUAAUACCUUUCAUCUCAUCAAAUUUCAAGAUUCCUCCUGUGGUUUUAUAUCAAUGACACAAUGAUAGGAAGUGAUCCCCUUUUUUCUUGGGAAGUGUUUGCUUUAGAUUGUUUUGUGUAAUGUGUUGUUGUGUUCCUUUGUGUUGUAAUUUGUAAUAUGUUGAAUGGAAGGAAGGAACAAUCAAAGGGGAUAGAAAGAAAGAAAUUGUUGAACUACUACCAUUUAUUUGACCCUUUGUACUAUCAAAGAUAGUCAUUUUGGGGUUAUUACCAAAUGUAAAGUUGGAUUUUAUGAAUAUGGUUCUCUCAUUUAUUUUAUAAGAUCAAGAUUUUCUUCUGUA